Molecule: messenger RNA, 2016 nt
Organism: Drosophila bipectinata
Lineage: Eukaryota; Metazoa; Arthropoda; Insecta; Diptera; Drosophilidae
Product: transcription factor grauzone
Cellular component (GO): nucleus
Molecular function (GO): DNA-binding transcription factor activity; zinc ion binding
Source: RefSeq, a predicted model, not a curated record
AUGUUGUUUACAGCGCAGCAGCUGAAAGUUGCAUUUAUUUCAAUUUAAUAGAGAAUUGGCUCCACCAAGAUGAUCUGCCGCCUCUGCCUGCGCAGCCUGAGCCCCGGCACCGCUGUUUUUCUCUUCGAAACGAACGAGACUCUGGCGGAGACGCGCCUGGUGAAGAUUAUCGCCAAGUUUCUCCAAAUGGAAAUCCUUCCCGAUGAUGGAAUCUCGACCAGCGUAUGCACAGAGUGCUGCGAGCACCUCGAGGACUUUCAUAGCUUUUGGCAGCUGGUGGAGCAGAAACAGAGCACUAUCAUGAAUGAGGAGUUUAUAUCCGUGGAUGUGGACUGCGGGGACCUUAAGUGGACAGGCGGCGUGGACGUGAAUCUGGACGAGCUGGCAUUGCCUGUGGGGGACGUCGAUGAGAAGCCUCUGGACAUGCACAACCUUAGUUUGCUGGGCAGCGUACUUGAUGUGAAUGUCGACAGUGUGGAAGUAACGUCUGCCAAGAAGCAGCCCCAGGAGGAGGAGAAGCCACUGGUGCAGAAAAGUGAUAAUAGCGAUUCGGAGCCCGAGCCGACAUCGUUCCCCGCCGACGAUUCAUCAUCCGAUGACGAGCCACUAGUCCGUCUAAAGGCAAAAAUGAAGCCGAAGCGCAAGGUACGGUCCAAGGUAAAGCGCACGGUUUCACUGCAGCAGGAGCUUCAAGAUCUACUAACCGAUGGCAGCAAGCGGCGCACGAAGCGGUCCUCCGAGCCCACCGAGAUGCAGGAAACGGAGCUUCAAGCGGUGCUCGAACGCAAACCCAAGGGCUGUUCCCGCGCCCAGCUGUCCAAGCGCUACGAAGAAGCUAUCGCCAGCUACAUGAGCGCCAAUUGCGAUCUGUGCGAAUUUAGCGCCCAGUACCUGUCCGACCUGAAACAGCAUUUCCAGGAGGUGCACCAGCGCGAAUAUUAUAUCAAAUGCUGUGGCAAGUCCUUCGCACGAGCGUCCACGCUAAUGGAUCACAUCCGGAAGCAUGUCAACCCCAAGCUCUAUACAUGCACCAUCUGCCAGAAAUCUCUCAACUCACAAGACUACCUUGCCACCCACAUGGAGACGGUGCACAACAAGGUGGCCCAGGUGCUGAAGUUCCCCUGCGCCAAGUGCGAUCGCACUUUCAGCAGCGAGCGCCGUCUGGCCAAUCACCUGGCCAAGCACGAUUCUGACCAGUUGGAACACACCUGCGAAAUCUGCUGCAAGAGCUUUGCGAAUGUACACCGUCUGCGACGACACAUACAAUCUAUCCACGAAGACCUGCAUCGCCACGUGUGCGACAUCUGCGGCAAGAAGUUCAAGUUCAAGCCCUCCUUCGACCGUCACCUGCUGGAGCAUCAGGGCGUGGUGGCGCCCGCCAUGGAGUGCUCUGUGUGCGGCGUAUGGCUGAAGAACGAGCAUAGCCUGCGACUGCAUCGUUUCACCCACGAUAGCACGGAUACGGUGUGUCCGCACUGCGGCAAGACCUGUUCGUCACGCACAGCGCUACGUGGUCACAUCAAGUACGCCCACAAGCUGACGACGAAUCUGCAGUGCACCUACUGCGAGAAGACGUUCAAGCAACAGCGCAACCUAGAGGAGCACAUGGCCAUACACACGGGCCUCCAGCUCUACAACUGCCCGCACUGUCCCAAGGAGUGUCGAUCCCGCUCCAAUAUGUACGUGCACAUCAAACAACGGCACGCGGACGAGUGGCUGCGCGCCAAAAUGGCCCGUUCGCACAAUCCGCAAUUCAAGCCCGGUCCGGAGGCAACUGCCGUACAAUCGUGAUUCCUGUCAACGAGCUUCAUGCUGAAUUGAAUCUUUUCCUUCUACCUUUAUGGUGUUUUCCUUUAUUUGGAUGAUGAUAACUUUGUUUUAACAAAAAAAAAAAAAUCCAUGCAAAUCCUAAAUGAAUCACUAUUGUAUCUGAGUAUCUAAAUUAAGAAUUUCCAUAUGGUUUUAAACCACGAGGUACUUUGUUUUUAUUUCUGUUUUCUCCCUAUGGUUAGACAG